Messenger RNA from Prunus armeniaca (apricot), 1752 nucleotides. The record is from the annotation of a GenBank genome assembly. Lineage: Eukaryota; Viridiplantae; Streptophyta; Magnoliopsida; Rosales; Rosaceae.
AUGUUGAGAUUAAAUUAUGCUUCGUCUCAAGUAGCUGAAUUUACUCUCUCUUUUUUCUGCUAUAAUUUUCAUGACACUGUCUCCUUGGAAAAUCUUGUCAUGAGUCAAAUUCCCUCAAUACUAAGGAAGCAAGUUGUUGAUGAUCCGGAAUUUUUUUAUCAGCAGGAUAAGGACCUUUUAGGAAUGGAUACUGGAAGUAGUAGUCAAGUCAAUGAGAGUAAUAGAAAAGGGAGUAGACGUGUAUGGACCAAAGAGGAGGAGGAUGCACUUUUAGACAUCCUAGAGGAGCUGGUUGCAAAGGGCCAUCGUGCUAAUCGUACUUUCAGAGCUGGUACAUUGAUUGUAAUAGAAAAUUCCUUGCGAGUUUUGUGUCCAGGAUCAGGACUGAAAGCUAACCCACACAUCGAGUCAAAAAUUAAAAAGUUGAAGAAGCAAUUCACUAUAGUAUAUGACAUGGUCAACAAAACCGGGUUUGGGUGGAAUGAUGUGAGGAAAUGUGUGAAGGUUGACAGUGAAGAGACAUGGAAAGCAUAUCUUCAGCAUCACAAGGAAGCAUAUGGGUGGAGGGGCAAACAUUUUCCACUCUAUGAUAGACUUCGUAGAAUAUUUAAGGUGGACCACGCAAAUGUAAAAACAUCCCAAACUCCAGCUGAGAAAAUUGAAGUGAUAAACUGUGAUGAGGUUAAUGCAACUGAAUUUGGGAUAGAGGAAGACACUUGUCCAAGAUCAGUUGACCAAAACUCAACCACCAAGCAAACGGAUCAAUUGCAUUCCUCACAAGGAAAGAGGAGAAGGCAAGAUGAUUCUGGAGGUAGUAGUGAAAUCCAUGAGACAAAUAGAAAAGGCAGCAGACGUGUAUGGACCAAAGAGGAGGAGGAUGCACUUUUAGGGAUCCUAGAGGAUCUAGUUGCAAAGGGUUAUCGUGAAAAUGGUACUUUCAAAUCUGGUACAUUGACUCUAAUAGAAAAAGCUUUAUGCAAUUUAUGUCCAGCAUCAGAACUGAAAGCUAACCCACACGUUGAGUCAAAAAUGAAAAAAUUGAAGAAGCAAUACCGUCUAAUAUAUGACAUGAUCAACAGAAGUGGGUUUGGGUGGAAUGAUUUGAAGAAAUGUUUGGAGGUUGACAGUGAAGAAUCAUGGAAAUCUUAUGUGCAGGAUCACAAAGAGGCAGAUGGUUGGAGGGACAAAUAUUUUCCACUUUAUGAUAGACUUGUUGAUAUAUUUGGAGUUGGCCAUGCAACCGUAAAACCAUACCAAACUCCGGUUGAAAGAGUUGAGGUGACGAACUAUGAUGAGGAGAUUAACUGUGAUGACGAUAUUAACUGUGAAGGGGAGAUUAACUGUGAUGAGGAAUCAACUGACGUUGGAACAGAGGAAGACGCUUAUUCAAGGCCCAUUGACCAAAUCUCAACAAACAAACAAACAGAUCAGUCUUAUUCCUCACCACGAAAUCGAAGACAACGUGGAGGUUUAAGUGUUGCGUUAGACGAAGUUCCUGCAUCAUUCGUGGAAAUGAUAAAAGCUUCAAAUGAGCAAACGCGAGUCCUACGUGAAUCACUGCAACCCAAAGGUAACGAAGCAGGUGAGCUGUACCGUGAGGUUAAACCUAUGGGGCUUUCUGUUACAGAUCGAGUUAAAGCAUUAAGACUGCUUGUGGCUAAUCCUUUUUAUGCUGAACUCUUCCUUACCUUAGAUAAUGAAGAGAAAUUGGAAUUUGUUAAGCAACUCAUUGAUGAAUCAUCUAAGAAAUGA